This is a messenger RNA of Nicrophorus vespilloides, 1192 nucleotides long. RefSeq lists its product as uncharacterized. The record is from RefSeq and is a predicted model, not a curated record. The coding region runs from base 1 to 876 and encodes 291 amino acids. Gene Ontology annotation, cellular component: plasma membrane. Gene Ontology annotation, biological process: sensory perception of smell; detection of chemical stimulus involved in sensory perception of smell. Gene Ontology annotation, molecular function: olfactory receptor activity; odorant binding. NCBI's taxonomy places the organism in Eukaryota, Metazoa, Arthropoda, Insecta, Coleoptera, Silphidae. The transcript is spliced from 4 exons.
AUGAUCUUCUACAACGUAAAUGUUGUGGGAUCAGUCUGGCACUUGAUCUACACCUUCUCUAAGGAGACUGUGAAUUAUUUGGAGAUCGCCGACGAUUUGUCCAUCAUCAUCGCAAUAUUAAGCGUAAUGUGCGUGUUGAGCUCGUACGUAGUGAAAUUUGAAGAUAUGAAAGAGCUUCGUUUAGAAAUGGGAAAUUUCACUGUUUACGAUAAACCCAAAGAUGUCGAACAACUAAACGCCAAGCUGGACUUCUUUUCAAAGUUGUUCAUGAUAUGGUUGUUCGGAUCUUGCCUUUAUCUUUGGAUAUUGCUGACAUUUGAAAAUUGCGAAGACGGCUCCAUAGAUAUUUGCGGAUUUCUCGUCGGAGUUUAUUUACCUUUAGACAUCUUCAGCUCUCCGUACAGGGAAUUAUACUUGGCCUUUCAAUGUUACACAUGUUACGGAUGCACACUUACGGCCUUCUACGUUUCUUAUUCUUUAUUGGGAAUGUGCUCGUUCAUGAAGAAUAGAGUCGACUAUUUGAUUGUCAUGUUGAAGACGAUCGCUACGAUAGAAAGUCGAUCUAAGGAAACUAUUGAUUAUUUGGAAAUCGCCGAUGAUCUGUCCAUCAUCAUCUCAGUAUUGAGCGUGAUGUGCGUCUUCGCCGCGUACAUGGGGAAAUUCGACGAGCUGAAAGAGCUUCGCCAGGAAAUGGGAAAUUUCACGGUUUACGAUAAACCCAAGGACAUCGAGAAACUCGACGCCAAGUUGAACUACAAAGUUAAGUUCGUGCCCAUAAUCCACUUGAGUGGUUGGUUCGUGGCGCUCGGAAUGAAUUGUAUUUUCGGACAACAACUUAUAGACUCGGUUUUGCUAAUUAAACAAUCUGUUUACUAAAAAAUAACUAUUAUAUAAUUUUGUUAUAUUUCCAGAGCACCGAUUUACUAUAUUCUAUUUAUGAAAGUAUGCCUUUCGAUGGGGAUUGUGAGACUCAAAAGGAUUUGAUGCUCAUUACGAUACGAUGCUUACUCCCAAUGACUGUACCCGUGGGAAAGUUCGGAGUAUUCGAUCAUUCCUCGUUUAUUACGGUAACAAAUUUACGUAAAAAUAACAUAUGUUUAUAGUAAUUUCGUUUCAGGUCUUAAAAACUAUUUACUCAUAUUUGACCAUAUUAUCAAGCAUUAAAUAGUUUAACUCUUAUUCUAAUAUAUAU